Loxodonta africana (African savanna elephant) is the source of this 9256-nucleotide messenger RNA. It is a transcript of the gene UPRT, whose product is annotated as uracil phosphoribosyltransferase homolog. The transcript is spliced from 7 exons. Gene Ontology annotation, molecular function: ribosylnicotinamide kinase activity. The record is from RefSeq and is a predicted model, not a curated record. Bases 193 to 1113 code for a protein of 306 amino acids. Gene Ontology annotation, cellular component: cytoplasm. NCBI's taxonomy places the organism in Eukaryota, Metazoa, Chordata, Mammalia, Proboscidea, Elephantidae.
GAGCGGCUUGGAACAAUGCCGGCGGAAGAGAACAGACUUCAGCUUGGGGUGAGAGGGCUGCCACGGUUAGAUUCUAAGUAGGCGGUAGCGACCAGAGGUGGAAGAGGGGACACGUGUAACAUCGGCCCCUUCUCUCCGCUCUCCUUUAUCCUCAGGGAUAGAAAGUAGCAGGGGUAGCCCGGGGGCCGGUGUAUGGCUACGGAGAUACGUUUUCCGGACUCCAUGCCCUGUCACAACCAGCAAGUGAAUUCUGCCUCUACACCAAGCCCCGAGCCACCGCGACUUGACGACUCAAUCCCGGACCAUGCUGGGGGAAACAGCGCCUCCAUGGCCAAGCUGGCUCUUUUCACAGGGCACACCCCUUCGACUGUUCCAGCUGAGCGGGACCACCAGGCCUGUGGCGGCGCCAGCCUCAACUCAGAGAGCAACGGUGGCAGUGGCAACUAUGACGCAGUAGCCGGCAACACCCUCCUAGGGGACUGCGAAGUGUCUCGGCAGAUGGGGGCGCAGCUUAAGUUACUGCCUAUGAAUGAUCAGAUCCGGGAGCUGCAGACUAUCAUCCGGGACAAGACAGCCAGUAGAGGGGACUUCAUGUUUUCUGCGGAUCGUUUGAUCAGACUUGUUGUGGAAGAGGGAUUGAAUCAGCUGCCGUAUAAAGAAUGCAUGGUAACCACUCCAACAGGGUACAAAUAUGAAGGAGUGAAAUUUGAGAAGGGAAACUGCGGGGUCAGCAUAAUGAGAAGUGGUGAGGCAAUGGAACAAGGUUUACGGGACUGCUGUAGAUCCAUAAGAAUUGGAAAGAUCCUGAUUCAGAGUGAUGAGGAGACACAAAGAGCCAAAGUAUAUUAUGCCAAGUUCCCCCCAGACAUUUACCGGAGAAAAGUCCUUCUGAUGUACCCAAUUCUGAGUACUGGAAAUACUGUAAUCGAAGCUGUAAAGGUUCUUAUAGAACAUGGAGUUCAACCCAGUGUUAUCAUCCUACUCAGUCUGUUCUCCACUCCUCAUGGUGCCAAAUCAAUCAUUCAGGAGUUUCCAGAGAUCACAAUUUUAACUACUGAAGUUCAUCCUGUUGCACCUACACAUUUUGGACAGAAAUACUUUGGAACAGACUAAGUUAUUGAAGAAAAAUGAAUCAUGUGUAAUAUUAUAGUUAUAUCUUGAGUGUCUGCUUGUUUUACUAAUUUACUAAGGAAUGGCAAAGAAAAUUGUGUUAGAGAUGCUUUUUAAUUUUGGAAAUGGGUAUGGUAAAAAGGAACUAUCUGAGGUUUCUUUAUUUUAUUUGAUUGGCACAAAAUUCAAUAAUGAGGCACAUACAACUCUUAGAAAAGAUGGAAAUUUUAAUAAUAUGCUAAUGUAAAUUGCUAGACCCUCAGUGCAUUGAAAUUGUUCCCUAAUCUGUGAACUGCUCAGUUUGGAGGUUGCUUACAGCCACAAAUAAAACCCAAAUGAGAGUCAGUUCUUUGGCCCACUAUAGGUUGUAUUUUGCUUUUAGCUCUAGAGAGAGUACAUGUAUGUGGCUGUUGCUACCUUUCUGUACUCUUUGCUUCCCAGUACUGAGGAGGAAAAUGCCUCCUUGAAUUUUAUAUUUCCUUUACUAUUCUAAUGCAAUUGGCAGACCCAGGAUGUAUGGUUAACUCUUCAGUCAUGCCAUUAUGUUCUUCAUGGCUCAUUUCCCAAACAGUGCCUUGCCAAGUUAUACUGCGAUAUAGAAGAUGGUGGGGCAUUUUCAGCAACUGAAACUGAAACACUGAUUGAACCAGGGAUGUCAGGAUGCUGAUAAGGGUGAGCUAAGCACUAUUAAUGUCAUCAAUCCUCUAGAAAGGAAUUGGUGGUUGAUUUUCUGAGGUGUGGGGGAAAGAGUAGUUUCUUUCUGGGUUUUAUGGCCAAUAAGUAAAUUAAAAUGCUGUUUUUUUUUUUUAAUUUUGAUAUUUCUACUAAAGGCCUUUAUUUGGAAAUUAGCGUUUUACAUAUUUGUCAACUGUAUAUUAUUAAAAUGGGAAAAAAUCAUGCUUUAAAAAAAAAAGAAUAUCCCUAGUAUUUGUGUCCAUAUUUAGACUUCAGAAAGGGAGCAAAACCACUUUAGAAAUCAGUGUUUGUGUCCUGAAGCCUGCUUUUAAAACCCUAAUCUUGUUUUAGUUUGAUAUUAAAACAUUUUAACAGUGGUAGCUGGUUGAUUAUUUGGUUAAUUAUAUUCUCAUAGACCCAUAAUUAGCUGACGUGGGCCUCUGUUCUUUCAGAGCAGAAGGCAAUGUCUCAGAAAGAACCAAAGCUUGAUAAAAGUGAGCAAAGAUUGGGGGAGAGGAGGAAAGCCUGUGUAGAAUGGGCUACAUUUUCUCUUUUGAACCUAGGAACACUAGGAGAAUUUUGCUAAAUUUUUCCCUUUAUUUUUGAAGACUGUCAUAUAAUCAAACUGAGGUUAAUUGAUUGGUUCUUCAUAUUCUAUCAUAUUAAAAUUCUUCCACUGCAAGUGUUGCUUUCAAGUUAUCAUUGAAAUUGUCAUCUAUACUUUUCAGUUAACUGUUUUGAUGCAAUGUAGAUUUUGUCUGCUUCUAAUUUGCAGAAGCUGUAACUAAAGCCCAUUGGAGCCAAACUAUUUAUCCUCUUGUCCCAGUAAACAUGUGAGCCAGCAAAAUUAAAUAGAGACAAGAUCUACUUUAGAUUAAUGCAUUGAAUUAGUUGGAAAAGUGAUAUCUGCUGUUCUGAGUUAGUUCUUAUGUUAGGACUUUAUUUGUUUGAAUUGACUUUCCAGAACAUCGGACACAUUCGUAUUCAAAUGUAGGUAUAACCACAUUUCAAGCAAUUUAUUUUUAUAUCUUCAACCAUGUUAUAUAUAACAUAUCUCUUUUCCUUUUAAUCAGGGAACAUGAUUGGUAGUUGAUUAAACUUGAUUCCACAUGGAGGGCCUACCAGGUGCAGUAGGAAUUAUUCACUGGGGUCAUAUUCCCCACUGGUGUUUGUCCUCCACCCCCCUUCAGAUUUCAAGAAAAAUUGUAACUACAUCUUUUGAAAUUCGAAUCUUUUUAGGAAAUGAGGCAUUGUUUGUAGGGCUAAUCAUCUGUAGAACUCUUUGGAUCUGGGAAAUUUUCUAAACUUGAGAUAAGAUUAACAGACCGUUCAAGACAAGAUUGUUUUUAAUGAAUGAUUAUUGAAGAAGAAAACCCUAACAAGAAAAAUGACACUCAAAUAGCAUAUACCAGUGAUUCUCAAAUUCAGUAUGCAUCAGAAUCACCUGGAGGGCCACAGAUGGCUGGGCCAUAACCUGAGUUUCUGAGUCAGCAGGUCUGGGGCAGGGCCUGAGAAUUUGCAUUUCUAGUAAGUUUCCAGGUGAUGCCGCUGCUGCUGGUCUGGGGACCACACUUUGAUUUCAAACAUUUCUUCAUUUCUGAUAAAAGUAUUUAGUGAUAUAAAUUUCUCUACAAAUACUGAUUUAGUUGUAUCCCACAAAUUUUGAUAUGUUGUGGUUUUCUUUCAAGUCAAAUGCUUUCUCAUAUAUUUCCUUUUUGGUUUCUUAUUUGAUCCAGAGUUAUUUACAAGUGUUAAUUUUCAAAUAUUUAGGAUUUUUCAGACUUCUUUCUGUUAUUGAUUCCUAAUUGAAUUCCAUUGUGAUCAGAGUAUAUACUUUUUAUCACUUGAAUCCUUUUGCAUUUAUUGAGACUUGCUUUAUGUCCCACAAUAUGGUCUCUCUUGGCAAAUAUUCUGUGGGCACUUGAAAAGUAUGUGUAUGCUGCUGUUGUUGGGUGGAGUGUUCUAUAAAUGUCAGUUAGGUGAAGUUGGUUGAUAGUAUAGUUAAGAUCUUCUAUUUCCUUACUGAUUUUCUGUCUACUUGUUCUAUUAGUUAUUGAAAGAGUGGUGUUGAAAUCUCUGACUAAAAUUGCAGAUUUGUCUGUUUUUCCUUUCAGUUCCAUCAGUUUUGUUUCAUGAACUUUGGAGCUCUGUUGUUAGGUGCAUGAACUUUUAGGAUUAUUGUAUCUUCAUGGUGGAUUGACCUUUUAUCAUUAUGCAAUGCCACCUUUUAUCCCUGAUAAUAUUAUUUGCUCCAACAUCUAGUUUGUCUGAUAUUAAUAUAGACAUUCUAGAUUUCUUUUGAAUAGUGUUAGCAUGCCAUAUCUUUUUCCUUCCUUUUAAUUUUAACCUGUUUGUAUUUUAUAUUUAAACUGGAUUUCUUUUUAGACAGCCUGAAGUUGGGUCUUGCUUUUUGUUUAUCCAUUUUGACAGCCUUUGACUUUUAAUUGGGGUGUUUAGACCAUUUCCAUUUAAUGUGAUUAUUGAUAUGAUUGGAAUUAAAUCUAUUAUCUUGCUGUUUGCUUCCUAUUUGUCCCAUUUGUUCUUUAUUCAAUUUUUCUUCUCUUUCUACCUUCUUUUGGAUUAUUAUCUAUGAUUCCAUCUUAUCUCUUGUUGGCUUAUUAGAUACAAUGCUUUGUUUUUUUUGUUGUGUCUUUAGGGUCUAUAGUAUACAUCUUUAACUUAUCACAGUCCACAUAUAAUAUACUUUCAUGUUCCCCUUCCCGGCCUUUGUGCUAUUAUUGUCAUAUAUUUUACUUCUGUAGAUGUUAUAAGCUCCACAAUACAUUGUUAUUAUUUUUGCCUUCAAAAGUUGUUUCUUAAAGAGAUGUAAAAAGAAAUAAGGAAAAAAUGUAUUUUUUAUUUACCCACUUACUUAACAUUUUUGGCGCUUUCCAUUUCUUUGUGUAGAUCCAUAUUUUCAUUUGGCAUUAUUUUCCUUCUGCCUGAAGUACUUUCUUUAAUAUUUCGUGUAUUGUAGUUCUCCUAGUGAUGAAUUCUUCCAGCUUUUGUGUGUCUGGAAAAGUCUUUAUUUCGCCUUCACUCUUGAAAGAUAUUUCACUGGUAUAGAAUUCUAGGUUGGCAGCUGUUUUUCUUUCAGCGCUUAAAAGAUUGCUUCCCUGUCUUCUUUUUUUUAAUUGCUUUGAUGAGAUGUCUGCUGUUAUUCUUCCAUUUACAUUUAAUGUAAUUAUUGCUAAGGUAGAAUUUGCAUCUGCCAUUUUGCUAUUUGUAUUCUAUAUGUCUGUCAUGGAUUGAAUUAUGUCCCCCCCCAAAAUGUAUCAUUAUGGUUAGGCCAUGAUUCCCGGUACUGUGUGGUUGUCCUCCAUUUUGUGAUUGUAAUUUUAUGUUAAAAGAUUAGGGUGGGAUUGUAACACCAUCCUCACUCAGGUCACCUCCCUAAUCCAACAUAAAGGAAGUUCCCUGGGGUGUGGCCUGUACCACCUUUUAUCUCUUGAGAGUUAAAAGGAAAGAGAAGCAAGUAGAGAGUUGGGGACCUCAUACCACCAAGAGAGCAGCACCAGGAGCAGAGCAUGUCCUCUGGACAUGGGGUCCCUGUACCUGAGAAGCUCCUCGGCCAGGGGAAGAUUGAGGACAAAGACUUUCCUUCAGCGCUGAUAGAGAAAGCCUUCCCCUGGAGCUGAUGCCCUGAAUUUCAACUUGUAACCUACUAGACUGUGAGCAAAUAAAAUUUUCUUUGUUAAAGCCAUCCACUUGUGGUAUUUGUGUUAUGGCAGCACUGGAUGACUAAGACAAUGUCUUAUGCCUUUUUUGUUCCUCUGUUCCUCCAUGACUGUCUUCUUUUCCAUUAAUUAGCUAUUUUCUAGUGUAUCUGUGUCAGAGGUACCCAAAGCCACCUCAGGACUCACAGUCAUUAUAUUCACUGUUAUGUUUUAUUACAGCAAAAGUAUACAAAGCAAAACCAGCAAAAGGAAAAGACACAUGGGGCAAAGUCUGGAGAAAACCAGUUACAAGCUUCCAAGAAGCCUCUCCCGGUGGAGUUGCAUAAAAAAAAAAAAAUGCAUAGGAUGCUCUUAAUUCCUCUAGCUGCAAAUUGUAGCACCACAAGUGAAGUGCUGUCUACCAGAGAAGUUCUCUUGAGCCUAAAAGUCCAGAGUUUUUAUUAGGGCUUGGUCACAUAGGAACACAGUAGCUGUAUCAUUUGUUACUGAAACUCCAGACCACCAGAAGGAAAGCAGGUAUUCACCCUAAACAUGUUGCUUAUGCAGACUAUGUAGACAAACUGGUACAGUAUGGUUCAAAGCUUUGAGCAUACAAAAAUACUUUUAUCAGUCAGAACAUUCUAAGAACUCAAUUCCCAGAAACAGACAAGGGCCAUUCAUAAAAACAGACCCUGCUGGGGAUAUGCAAGGUUUGAGCAACUCAGACUUGCUGAGUUAACUCUUUCCUGCACAGUCCACCCUCCUGGUUCUUGGUGCAGGCUCUGUUACAGGAAAAUGAUCAUAUUUUUCUGAGCAUCUCUAUUUAGUAUAGCAUUUAUAUAACAGAUAUAGUAACAAUAUCAGCAUGAGUAUGUCCAGCUUUUGGAGGAGCCAUUGUGGGGCAGGGAUAGCAAAGAAGCAACUAAUCAAUCUUAUAAAGCCAUUGCAUAUAUCUUCAUAUCUUUGAAUUAUUUAUUUCCAGUUUGUCUACAGCUAUUUGUACUUUUUAAUAAACUUAUGCAUAACUAUUUUGCAUAAUAACCCAUUGCUGCCAAGUCGAUUCCAACUCAUAGCGACUCUAUAGGACAGAGUAGAACUGCCCCAUAGGGUUUCUAAGGAGCACCUGGUGAAUUCGGACUGCCGACCUUUUGGUUAGCAGCUGAACUCUUAACCACUACGCCACCAGGGUUUCUGCAUAUUAAUUAGGCGAUAGUUAACUAGAUCUAGUUCUACCUCAGGCCUGUAAUUUUCCAUUGAUAUCACAUCCUGAGGAGUUGUUAAUUCAAUUCCCAAUACAUUUGAUUAUCAAUAUCUUUAUUAUCAUAUGGCUUAUUUACAUAAGACAAAAUCAGCAAUGCCAGUGUUACAUCAUAUCACAUUAUGGUUAUGGUACAAUUCAGCUUCAUUGCACAAGUCAGUAAGAAUUAGAGAACUAUUUAUUACGCCUUCUCAACAGAACUAGCUCUUGCCCAUAAAAUAGAUGUAAUUAUGGAUAUGCAUUGCCACAAUUGGCCAGGAUUUGGCUAUUUCCAGGUUCCAAGUCAGGUAGAGACAAAGCCAAUCAUCUUGUCUCACUCUGUUCACAUGAUUGUACUGAAACUGUUUCCACUGUGUGCUGUUAUAUAACAGGGUCUGUUUCCCUCCUGUGGGGAGUGCAAGGGUUUAAUUCAGACGGUUCCUAUUCUUGCUAACUGCAGUACAGAGUAUAUCUUAUUGUGAUAUUCGUUCUUGGAGUGAGGUCAGACAGAGUGCAUUAAUACUAAUUACAGUUGUGUUCAAAAACUUCCAUAAGUUUGGGGGGCCAUAAGAUUUUCAGGGUGUGCCCAAGGAUGAAGGGUCAUUGCCUCUUGGGCCUCCAUCUGUUUUUAAACAGUCAAGAGACAUUGUUGGGUCAGGAUACAAGCCCUUUCCCAACACUGAGUCCUAGCAUUGUCCGGAGUUAUUCAUUGAUUCUACCUGACUCAAUUCUGAUUCCUAUCCUUUUCCUUCCUCCUGGAAAAGUAUUCCUUCUAAUUGGUCUAUUCUAGCUAACAAAUCUUUUUCUUCUGAAUACCACUCAUUAAAAAUGAAUUCAGUUUGUUCUGCAAUGCCUAAACUGGCACCUAUAUCUUUAAAAGCUCUAUUCUGACUUGUGGGCCAAUGUUGUCUAAUCUGCCAGGCAUUUUGCUGCCAUUGUGUAAUAAAGGCCCAAGUGCAGUUAGGUUACAUGCUGUGUACCCAAAAAUAUUGGGUCUCCAUACUGAGGUUAGAUGGUGUCUUAGUCAUCUAGUCCUGCUGUAACAGAAAUACCAGAAGUGGGUAGCUUUAACAAGCAAAUUUAUUUCUUCACAGUAAAAUAGGCUAAAAGUCCAAAUUCAGGGUGUCAGCUUCAGGGGAAAGCUUUCUCUCUGUCGGUCUUCUCAUCAGUCUUCCCCUGGACUAGGAGCUUCUCUGUGCAGGGACCCCCAAGUCCAAAGGACAUGCUCUGCUCCCAGCAUUGCUUUCUUGGUGGUACGAGGUCCCCCGUCUCUCUGCUCGCUUCUUACUUGUAUAUCUCAAGAGAUUGGCUCAAGACACAAUACUGUCUUGUAGAUUGAGUCCUGCCUCACUAACACAACUGCCGCCCAUCCUCCCUCAUUAACGUCAUAGAGGCAGGAUUUACAACACAGAGGAAAAUCACACACAAUACUGGGAGUUGUGGCCCAGCCCAAUUGAUACACACAUUUUUGGGGGGACCUAAUUCAAUCCAUGACAGAUGGGUAGUAGUCACACCUAGAUGUAAUUUACUCUGAAUACGCCAUGAAGGGCCCCUGUAGCCUUCCUUGUCUGAAGGUUGGAUCAUUUCCUGUGGAGAUUUGAGCCAACCAUGUGAUGGCUACUGCCUUACUCUGAUUAGAAACCCAUUGUUUCUAUUUUAUUUAAUAGCUUCCACCCGCAGAAACACAGCACACUAUGGCAUUACGGCAUGCAGCUGCUAUAUUUUGUCCAUAAUAGACAGAAACCUUUCUAAGUAUUUGGUUAUCAAGGAUUACAGUUACAAAGAGAUCAGUCUGCCAAAAGUUGUAUACUGCAUGGUUUGAUGAUCUGGCAAAGAGUAAUUCCUCUGAAAAGUUCUUUCCCAAAUGAUAUCCUUUAUAGCAGAUGUAAUUUGAAAAAUCAUAAUGAGUCAGAACCGACUCAAUGGCAACUAACAACAGCAAUGUGAAAAAUAAUAAUAAAAAAAAAAACUGGCACAUUACUAGGAUUCCAUCAACAAUUGGUCCUGUUUAUCAUCAUAGUGUGUGAACAGAAUGUUUUCCAGUGUGAUGCCACUCACGUUUGCAGACUUCCAUCCGACCUUGACAAGUACUAAAAGUAGAGGUAGUCUCAGCAAACAUAGAACUUCAGCCUUUCAAGCAUCUGUUAUAACUGUGCUAAGAGACAAUAUUAUUCUCUUGCUAUGAGCCUCUCUUGAGGAACCAGUGUAAUGUUGGCUUUCCUUUGUUGCGUAAGCCAUUUAAUUUCUUUACCUUCAGCUACUAUUUUUCUUUCUCUCUACUUGUCAUUGAUUUUAACUCAAACCUUUCUGUCUUUGGAAGGAACAUUAAUUUCAGUGGCAGUGCUAGCCCAGAUUGCUUGCAGCAGCAAUGAGUCUAGCAAGUGCUUCCCCUUUGGUCCAUUCCUAUUGGUAUAGAGUAAGAUUACACAAAACACUACUGGGCUAUCUUGGCCACUAAGCAAUAUAGCUGCAGUCAUUGUCAAUCCCAGUUUUGCAAUAUGGGGUGAAGAUAUAAUCCAUUCCAAUGGGUACUUAUAUAUUCUGGUAUAAAGGUUGAAAAGUUUAAUUUCAAUUUCUU